AUGGCGCUGAAACUUACUGAAAACGAUAACAUAAAUAAUUUUCUGAUAUCGUCUAAUAACGGAGAUUUCGGCGAUUUUGACGACGUUGUUUUGGAAACAGAAAAUCCUAGAGAAACAUAUGCAAUACAACUAAAACAUUUACAAAACAAGAAGUGUAUAACUUUAGGUGAUCUUACGACGACAGGUUCAAAGGCAAAUUUUGCGAUAAAAAAAUAUUUUGAGUCGUUUAAAAAGGAAUCUGCUUUGCGCAACUGCAAAUUAUUUUUAAUGACGAAUAUUGACUUUGGCGUCCGAGGCACCUUUUCCAUAAAAACAGACGCACAAGAGAUUAACAUAGAAGUUAUUGAAUCGGUUUGCUCUAUAGACAUAAUUAACAUAUCGCAAAAAGCAAAAUGCUAUCAGUUUAAAAUUUCCGAAAAUAAUGAUAUCCAAGAUUUGACAAACGAAAUGUGUGACUAUAAAGCUUUCUUCAAAAAUUUUUUCAUCUAUUCGAAACAACUCAACUUGGAUGCAUUACAAAAAACAAUCAAGUCAGAAUUUGAUGAACUGCUGGUUCCUGAGAUUGCAAAUGACGUAUUUCUGCAAUAUAUACACUUUAUUACAAAAUGGAAUAUGAUAGAUAACGAAAAGGAAAAACUCGACAAAACAAUGAUGGCACGAUUGUUGGCUCUUCAGAUCGCGACUUCUUCAAUUUGCCCGAUAUCCUUCGAAACAGUAAACAUUCAUUUAGAAAAUGCCAACUAUCUGCAGGACGCAAUUUCCAAAUUUCAUCUGACAGUUUUUAGCAGUGAUUCGUGUGAAAACGUACAAACUCUUUGGAGUAACAUAAAGGAUGAAUUUGACAGUGAGGCUAUUAAUGAAUUAAAUGAAGAGAGGAAGAGAUACCACAUUAAAACAAAAUAUGUGAAUAACAUAAGCGAGCUAAAUAGUACUAGUGGUGUUGAAUGCGCUAAACUACUUUGGUUGAUGAACAAAUGUCCCUUAAUUUUGAAAGAAAGUUCCUGUGCUUACAAAGCUAUCAAUAUUUGUAAAGACCGAUCGUUCGUAAUGGUUGCAAAAAAUUUUUCCAAGAGGGAAAUAAACGGCGGCUCAGUUUUUCUACAACUAUCAAAUAUUGAAGAUGAUAAUGAUUUGACAAAUUUGAAGAUGAAUUUUGAAUGUCGGUUCAAAAGUCAAACAAUCAAGUUAGAAGAACUUACUGAAGGUCAUAAAGGAUUCCAGCAGUUCAUAACCACAGAUAUAUUAUUGGAAAUGGUUCAGGGUCCUUACGAAAUUAAAGAACUGGAAGGCACUGUUCAAAAUCUGCCACUAGAAACGUGGAGUAGAUACAUUAAUAGAUCAUUGACUAGAACUCUCGUCGAUAACAAGUAUUUAGAGAACAUGAGGCGCGAUACCAUGAUUUUAAUCACUUGCUUAAAGGAUGAAAUACUUCCUUUACUUAAGAAAAUGCGUAAUUUACCAGUUAAUGUUAACUGCAAUGACCACAAUAAGUAUGUUAUCGUUUCUAACAAAAAAUGUAAAGUUCUCAAUUACAAACCCACGAUAUAUAUCAGCGAUGAACAAUUUUCCAGUCAAGAGUUUCAAAACAUUUGUGAAGCUACAAACAACUGGAUAACUUGUCGAAUUCAUUUAGAAAAACUACUUGAAGAGAAACUUGGAGUUUUAUGUAAACGAAUGAUUCGGCUAAGCGCUAACCAACGGCAGCAGUAUAUGAUGAAGAGUUUAGAAAAGAAAUAUUCCGUAAAGAAGACUUUCGACGAAAUAUUAGAAAAAAUCGCGUUUGCUGGACACGGGGAAAUAUUUGGAAAUCCCUUACAGCUAUUUAUGGUGGCCACAUUACUCGAAAAUAACUACGAUAAAUACAUCACGAUGUUGGACCAUUUUAAAAUCAUUACCAAUCUCUAUCGAUAUUUUGUUGACGAGAAAUUUAAUUUAUAUAAUCAAGAAAAAGCCGAAUUGACAAUUUUAAACAAUCCUUUUCAGUAUCAAAUUUUACAAGAUGGCAAAAAAGCUAGAACCAAAGAUUAUCAAGCUGCAGCUCUUAAGAUCCUUUUAGAUGAAACUAUGUUCAAUCAGCUUAAUCUCAACUGCGAUGAUUUUUUAUUAGAUGUUGCUUCAAAAGGAGACUACGCUGGUUUUAUAAGCAGUGUUACAGAAAGCAACCAUCCCACAUUUGUACACAAUUGUUACGCCGAAUAUUUCGCAGCUGAUUAUCUAGCAAGCAAUCGCAAAAACGUUCCAAACUUCGAAUUUAUAAUUUCUAACUUUAAACAUGACAACGUUCGUUUGUUCUUCGACAUGAUAUCAGCUCAUAAUUGUCCUGCCCACAUUGCAGUCUUGUAUCAAGAUUUGGAAACUUUGAAGCAAUACGACUAUGAAGAACUGUGUAAAAAAGAUGACGAAGGAAGAAAUGCCCUAGAACUCGCUUGCACUUGGGGACAACGAUAUCCUGUUCUGCAGGUUACGAAAUCAAAUAAGACAUACUUUGUUGAGGAUUAUUCAGUUUAUAGUCACGAAACAAAUCAGAGACUUGAAGAAAUCUUAAAAUAUUUAUUAAGCCAUUUCAGGGUGAAAGAUUUGCUUGAAAUAAACUGCUUUUCUUAUGCGGAAAAAUACGAGUGCUUAUUUGUUCUCGCCACGAUAAUUAAAACAUGUAGAAUGAAGUCUACUACAUUAAGUGACGACACUGUUUGCAGUAUUUUAUACUACUGUGUAAAAUAUGAACGAAGAGAUUUUAUCAGUCUAUUAGAGAAGAAUCAAGAUGUAUUAAAGAUCAUUUUAUCUGCAAAACAAUGGCUAUUUUUCGCUUGUCAAAAUGGAGACGAAAAACUUGUGAGCACUUUGCUUCACUUUGGAAUCGACUUGAAUUGUAUGGAUGAAGAUGGUCGGACGCCUCUAUAUUUAGCUGCAUCUAGAGGGCACGAACAUAUCACACGAAUUUUACUCGACAGAGGAGCCAAAUUUGACACUCUCUGUCAUAAAAAAAAUACUUUGCUUCACGCAGCAUGUCAAAGUGGUAACGAAGUACUCGUGGAGGAUUUGCUCCAACGCGGACUGAACAUAAACGCAUGUAAUUCCGACGAUCUCACACCCCUUCAUUUGGCAUGUCUAAGUGGCUACGAAGGAGUAGUGAAGGUAUUGAUUAGUAACAGAGCUAACCUCAGUGCUUCUGAUAAACACGGUCGCUCUGGACUUUAUCUAGCCCUACUCGAGGACAAAGACAAAAUUGUCACUUUGUUGAUUGAAUAUGGAGUCGACGUCAAUGCGGCAACCGAAGAAGGUAGAACAAUAUUACAUCUAGCAUCACAAAAUGGUCACAACACAGUCGUCGAAAAAUUGAUAUCUUUUGGCGCAGAUCCAAAUCCCAUUGACAAGAACGGUUUGACACCGUUGGAUCUGAGUUGUCAACAGUCACACGAACAAACAAGCGAACUACUUAUUUCUCUAGGUGCAAGAAUCAAUCUAGUAGAAGAAAACGGCAACCCGUUGGUGAGCAAUGGAGAAGAUUUUGAAGACGGGAUGAUGAAGAAACGUGGAAUUACUCUGCCAGUUUCAAUGUCUGAUAGUAACUUCAACGACAAGACGAAGAUGGCUAGAAACUAUGAACACAUGGGCAUUGCUGAUGUUGUAUUAGAUAUGAUGGGUAACAAUAAAAUAAAAGAUUUCCGUAUUUCUCCGAAAAAUAAUGACCUUGGCAUAUUUGACGAUAUAAUCAUUGAAGUACGUGUCGAUAACAGAAAAGAAACAUCAGCAAUGCAUCUAGAUUUCAGUGGCCAAAGUACUUUAAUUUUCCAACAACUUACAAAGAAAAAUAGUAACAUUAGUCUCCAUAAAUGUUUUGAUUCUUUCCAACAAAUGCCAAACAGCACACAAGAAUUUAUAUUGUUCUUCGAUUGUCAGUUUAUAACUACGGACAACAAAAUGUUUCAACUAGAAGGUGAAGAGUUUUACAUAAAGCUUAAUGAGGUUCCAGUACAAGGCAGUGCGAGAAUAUUUCGCGAUAUGACCCACUGUUACAAACUGCAGGUUGUAGAACACGAACGCAAUAACGAAAAUUCUCCAAAAAUGGAAAAAUAUACAUCAUUCUUCGAAAAGUUUUACAUUUACACAUGUGAAACAAAUGUUGACAAUCUUCAAAAAUCUACAGUGGACAAAUUUUCAAAAAUAUUUGACUGCAAUGCAGACAUUUUUGGGAAAUUCCUCCAAAUAAUAUCGAACUGGAAUGUGAAAAAAACGGGAAAACUACAGUUGAACAAGAAAUUUGUGCAACGCAUAAUUGCGUUGCAGCUACUCACAGCUCACAUUGAGCCUAUAACUGAUUGUUUAGUCAGUGACAAAAUGCGAAUUCUUCGAAACGCCAUUAGCACCUUCGACGUCACAAUCUUUGAAAAUAGAAGCAGCGACGUAAUAAAACAAUUAUGGGGCGAUGUGAGCAACCAAAUCAAUGGGGUGGAAGAACUAAAUAAAAUUAGAGAGACAUAUCAACUUUCUUCUGAUUAUAUCGACGCUGUAGACAAUUUAGAUCGAAAGAUUUUAGCGCAACUGCUAUGGCUGAUGAACAAAUGCCCGUUGAUCGUAAGAGACCAUGAAAAUGUGGCCAAAGUCGUUCAGAUUUGCAGUAAUGAAAAGUUUGUCGUACUUUGCGAAAAGAAAAUUAGAGAGUCUAUUAAAAAUUGUCCGGUAUUCCAGAAUUUAUUUGACUUAAAAUUAAAACCAGAAGUCUAUGAAAAAGUGAUCACAAAUUUUACAAUCUCGUUACAAGGAAACGAAGAACUUAAUUUGAAAAGUGCUUUCGUGAAUAAUGAAACAAUUUUAAAAUAUGUGACAACCAACGAUCUACUGGAUAUGUUAGACGGACCGUUAUGUAUAGGGAGGCAAAAGGAAACACUCUGUCACCCUCAUAUCGAACGGCAUUUGUCACGAACUAUGGUAGAUAUUAAAUAUUUAGACCAUAUUGACGAUCAGACCAUCGUUCUCUUAAAUUUUGAAAGCAAUGUUGAUCAAGUGAAUCAACUCAACAAAUAUAAUACGAUAGAUAUUGAUGAUCCGAAUUUGGGUAGAUCAGUUUCAGGUGUGAAGAUUUAUGUAAGCAGAAACAAGUGUACUGACACUGAGUUUGAAAAUCUGUGCUGUAAUAGAUCAAAAAUUAACGUUGUUCAUUAUUUCAAGCUUUUUAACGACGACAGCUUAGAAUGGGUUCGAAGUAAAGGUGACGUUAGUGGAAUUCAAAAAUAUAAAAUAUCUAACAACAACUAUCAAACCGAAAACGAUUUUUGCUCUUUCGACGACAUUAAGAACAUUAGCUUAAUACCGGCGAACCCUGGAAUGGGGAAAACUGAGUUAAUGGCAAGCUUAAAACGCAAAUGUUCUUCAAAAUACUGGACAGUCACGGUUUAUCCAAAAGAUGUGAAUUUGUUUAUACAAAGUUUGGAAAAAAAUUCGACAUCAAACCGCAUCCAUUUGCUCGAAAGUUUUCUGUUAAACUAGGAACUUGUUUCUAACAGAAAAUUAGACCACGAAAUUUUUGAAGCUUACUUAAAACAAGGCCGCGUUCUUUACGUGUGGGACGCGCUUGAUUUAAUUACAACCCAAUAUUUAGAUACUGUUUCAAAUCUAAUUGUUGAGCUAUCUAAAAAGGGUUUCGUUCAGUUGGUUAAUUGCAGACAACACAUUAAAACCUACCUAGAAAAAAAGUUUGGUGUAAUCUCAAGCAGCUUAAUUGGAUUUAAUAGCCACGAGCAAGACUAUUAUGUCAGCCAGAGGCUUCAGCCUUCCAAAUCGUCUGACGAGAUCAAAAAUGCAAUAGAUAAAAUUAAGUCCAUAUUUGCGUUUGUGAAUGCUGUUUAUAUUUUGGGAAUUCCGGGCGAGAUAUUUGUGCUUGCGUAGCUAUUGCUUAAAAACGAUGUCAUUUUUUCAAAAUUGUUGAAUGAUUCGUUUUUAAUGGCAGAUCUUUAUAAAUACUUAAUUUUAGCAAAGUUUUCUAGCAAGGAUGAAGUUAUUUGUGAUAUUAAAAAUUACCACUUAGAGAACAAAAUUCCAAGAAGUCGCGAAAAAACGUUGACCCAUUAUGAAAGGAUCGCACUGAAAGCAUUGUUUCCUGACGAAAUUUUAGAACCACUGAAACUCGAUUUUCAAUUUUCUACUAAAGUAAUUUAUAAUAACAAAACAUGUCUGCUUGGACUUACAACCGAAGUACGAAAAAAUGUGCCACAUUUUUUUCACGUCUCUUAUGCCGAAUAUCUGGUUGCUGCAUAUUUUUCUAAAAAUCUUAGCGAAGCACCCAAAGAAGUUUUCUUCGAUGAAAACUAUACGAAUAUUCGUUUUUUCUUCGACACAAUAAUGGCACUUAACUCGCCAGCUCAUAUUGCCGUUUUAUACAACAACUUUGAAUUGAUAAAUACCUAUGGUGACGAUAUUUUAACUCGGAAAGAUCGCGGUGGAAGAAGUGCGCUGCAUUUACUUUGCUAUGUAGGUCAGGAAUUUCCUCGUUCAGAAAAAAAGUACCUUGAAGCGGUGGGGAAUUUAUUAGAAAAGUGUAGCGUUGCAGAACAAGACGUCUUAUUCAACAUGAAUCCGUUAGCUUAUGCUCAAGAAAGAGAAAAAAGAUCAAAUUCUAACACUGGAAAUUCCAGGAAUACACCUGACGCACUUGCCUUUCUCAUCGACCACGAACGAGUUGCUGCGUAUUUAAUAGAAUGCGUAGGACAAACAAAGCUUAGUAACUUUUGUAUUCGGACACCACUUUAUGUGGCUGCCGAAAACGACCAAAGAAAACUUGCUAAAUGUUUGAUUGAAUUCGGAGCCGAAAUCAAUCGCGUUGAUGAUGAUGGUUGCACACCGCUUUACGCAGCUUCUUCGAAAGGUCACGAAAAAACAGUCGAAUAUCUAGCGAAGUGCGGAGCAGAAAUCAAU
Molecule: messenger RNA, 6912 nt
Organism: Zophobas morio
Lineage: Eukaryota; Metazoa; Arthropoda; Insecta; Coleoptera; Tenebrionidae
Exons: 3
Coding region: 1-5487 (1828 amino acids)
Molecular function (GO): protein binding
Source: RefSeq, a predicted model, not a curated record